This is a messenger RNA of Suncus etruscus (white-toothed pygmy shrew), 3406 nucleotides long. It is a transcript of the gene NTN4, whose product is annotated as netrin 4. The record is from RefSeq and is a predicted model, not a curated record. Gene Ontology annotation, cellular component: laminin trimer. The coding region runs from base 249 to 2132 and encodes 627 amino acids. NCBI's taxonomy places the organism in Eukaryota, Metazoa, Chordata, Mammalia, Eulipotyphla, Soricidae. Gene Ontology annotation, molecular function: protein binding. Gene Ontology annotation, biological process: cell migration; substrate adhesion-dependent cell spreading; basement membrane assembly. The transcript has 10 exons.
CCGGCUAUGGUCCCGGGGCUCCCGCUGCCCCCGAAGCGUCCGGGCCGCUCCCGGUCAGUGCGCCCGGCUCACCUCCGCGCGUCGCUCGCCUCCCGCGCUCGCCGCCGCCUCCUCCCCGCUGCCUCGCGCUGACCCACCGGGGCACCCCGAGUCCCCCCGAAGAGCUCGGCGCUUCAGCCCGCACGCAGCCCAGGGGGCUCGGAUCCCUCGCGCCCCGCCCGGCCGGCUCCUCGCGGCUCCUCCUGGCCAUGGGGAGCGGCGCGCGGCUGCUGCUGCUCUGGGGCUGCUCCGCGGUGGCCGCAGGACUGAUCGGCGUGCUUGGAGCAAGGUCCCGCUGUGAUAAAGCCUGUAACCCUCAAAUGGGAAAUCUGGCCCUGGGGAGAAGGCUCUGGACAGACACCACCUGUGGCCAGAACUCCACAGAGCUGUAUUGCUUCUCCAGCGAGAAGGCUGAUCUGACUUGUCGGCCACCUAAAUGUGACAAAUGCAAUGCUGCACAGCGUCACCUGGCUCACCUGCCAGCUGCCAUGGCAGACUCGUCCUUCCGGUUCCCCCGCACAUGGUGGCAGUCAGCAGAGGAGGUGCAGCAGGAAAAGAUCCAGUUAGACCUGGAGGCUGCAUUCUACUUCACGCAUCUAAUUAUGGUGUUCAAGUCCCCCAGGCCAGCAGCCAUGGUGCUGGAACGGUCCCAGGAUUUCGGGAAGACUUGGAAGCCUUAUAAGUACUUUGCCAGGAAUUGUUCGGCCACAUUUGACCUGGAAGAUGAUGUGGACCAGAAAGGAGCAAUUUGCACUUCUAGAUACUCCAAUUCUUUCCCAUGCACUGGAGGAGAGGUGAUUUUCAAAGCAUUGUCCUUUCCCUAUGGAGAGAACCCUUACAGCGCCAAAGCACAGGAGCAACUGAUGAUCACCAAUCUCCGCAUACAGCUACUUAAACGCCAGUCCUGUCCCUGCCAGAAAAGUGACCCAAAUACAAAGCCCCAACGGUUCAUGCACUACGCAAUCUAUGAUUUCAUUGUCAUGGGCAGCUGCUUCUGUAAUGGCCACGCUGACCACUGCAUCCCUGUAGAUGGCUUCCGACCUGUCAAGGGCCCUGGAAUCUUUCGUGUGGUCCAUGGGAAGUGUAUGUGUAAGCAUAACACAGCAGGCACUCACUGCCAACAAUGUGCACCAUUAUUCAAUGACCGCCCCUGGGAGGCAGCGGAUGGCAAAACAAAAUCCCCUAACGAGUGUAGAACCUGCAAGUGUAAUGGGCAUGCUGAUACCUGUCACUUCAACAUGAGCCUGUGGGAGGCCUCUGGGAACCGCAGUGGUGGCGUUUGUAACAACUGUCAACAUAACACCGAAGGGCAGCACUGCCAGCGCUGUAAGGCUGGCUUCUACAGAGACAGCCGCAGGCCCUUCUCUGCUCCUGACGCGUGCAAGGCAUGUUCCUGCCAUCCUGUUGGAUCAGCAUCACUUCCCUUCAGCUCAGUGACCUUCUGUGACCCCAGCAAUGGUGACUGCCCUUGCAAGCCUGGGGUGGCAGGGCCUCACUGUGACAGGUGCAUGAUGGGGUACUGGGGGUUCGGACACUAUGGUUGCAGGCCAUGUGACUGCGCUGGAAACUGUGACCCUCUCACAGGAGACUGCAUCAGCAGCAACACAGAUAUAGACUGGUAUCAAGAAAUUCCUGACUUCCAGUCUGUGCACAAUAAGAGUGAAACCACCUGGGAAUGGGAGGAUGAGCAAGGAUUUUCCGCACUUCGACAUUCAGGUAAAUGUGACUGUAAAGAACAGGUAUUAGGAAACUCCAAGGUUUUCUGCGGAAUGAAAUAUUCAUAUGUGCUAAAAGCCAAGAUUUUAACCGCCCAUGAUAAAGGAUCUCAUGCUGAGGUAAAUGUAAAUAUUAAAAAGGUCUUAAAAUCAACCAAAUUGAAAAUUUUACGAGGAAAGCGAACAAUAUAUCCAGAAUCCUGGACGACUCGAGGCUGCACUUGUCCCGUCCUCAACCCUGGUAUGGAGUACCUGGUAGCAGGGCACGAAGAUGUAAAAUCAGGCAGGCUGAUCGUGAAUAUGAAAAGUUUUGUCCAUCACUGGGAACCAUCUCUUGGAAGAAAAGUCAUGGAUAUCUUAAGAAGAGAGUGCAAGUAGCAAUAUCUAUGUUAGCGCAUGAUGGCACUUCUCUGUAUGUGUAUAAAGCACAAACAUAAUGAAAAGGAGACCUCAGAAAUGAAACUGGAAUUAUUGUUUAAGUGCCAAAAUCUAUAGAAAUCUUUCUAUGCAUGGGCCUAUUGCUUUGGGGCCCAUGUUUAAAAUCACUGUGUUUGAAAAAGAAAGAAUGAAAAAUUCUAUGUUAAUACCUGUUUUCUAUGUAACUGAUUCUGAAAUGUGUACCUGUUAAGAGUGUUUUAAUAGCACUAUGAUAUUUAGCAGUAAUGCAUUAAGGGUAAGACCUGUAAUGGGAACUCCACCCAGCCUCAGAUAGGUCACUUACAUCUGUGCGAUACUUAAAGUCAUCAAUGACAGUUUCAGUAACUCCCCCAUCCCACAAUGAGAAAAAGUGUUAGUUGAAAAGAGCCCCUCUCUUGCUCGAGGUGUGUGAACUUUGGUAUUGGGGUGAUGUUCAGCAAAACCUAUCUAUGUGUAUAUAAUAUUUCAUUGUAUAAAGCACUUUACUACCUGCCACUUGUGUUGUGAAAGAUUUGGAGACAGCAGUUGCAGAGGGAAAAGCAUGGGUCAGAAAAGCUACUGAAACAGAGGCACUGCCAUUGCCUGUGUAGAGAGAAGGCCUUCAAAAGGAAGGUGUACUGUUCCUGGUACCAGACUGUGGCAAAACAUGACCUAGAAGUUUGUGAGAAGUUUUCAGUUUGGGCAUGAAGUUCAGCUCCACAGAUUCCAGCCAUGAUGAAAUGUCUUAAACCCUUCAAGAAGAAGAGUUUUUAAAAUAUGAGGAAUUGUAAGUGUAUAAAUAUGCUUGGAUAAAGAAGAAAAUAACUUUAAAUUUAAAAUUAAAAACUCAUUUCUCUUCAAUGCACUUGUAAACACUUCAAAAAAUGAUUGUAGACACAGACUUUGUUUUAUUUUUGUUUAGUAUUUAAUAUGAAAUCAUGAAGCAAUUUCCCUUGUCUUUAUUAGCAAUGUAUGGUCGUGAUACUUCCUAGAUAUAUUUUUGGGGACACAGUGUAUGUGAUGGCUCACAAAAUGACAGUUUUUCAUCCUUAUUCAUAUUCUAUACCCCAACACAGCUACUGCCUAGUUUCUUCUUUACUUGAAUAUAUAACACAUAAACCACAAGGCCACAGAUUAACUUCACAUACAGAACAUAUUUUUCCUGAGGUCCUGUGGACUUAUAGAAAUAUAUAUAUAUAUUGCUUUGUUAAUUUUUUUAUAUUUCAUGUAUGAAAUAAAGGACUAUGAUCUCCUAA